Molecule: messenger RNA, 1917 nt
Organism: Fusarium subglutinans
Lineage: Eukaryota; Fungi; Ascomycota; Sordariomycetes; Hypocreales; Nectriaceae
Product: acyl dehydrogenase
Exons: 3
Coding region: 1-1917 (638 amino acids)
Molecular function (GO): oxidoreductase activity, acting on the CH-CH group of donors
Source: RefSeq, a predicted model, not a curated record
AUGGAGGCUUCAGGCGCAGAUAAGGGCUUCUUUCAGAAGCCUCCCGUUCUGAACAACCAGUUUCAUGAUGAUGUGACCUUUCAGAGGUGCUUCAAGUUGUUUCUUCCACGGCAAAUCGUCCAGCAAGUCCAAGCUGAACUGGCUUCACUUGGAGAUGAUGUCCUCUCCGACCAAGUUUUUGCCUGGAUCACGGAUGCUGAACAUAACAAACCCUUCCUCAAAGGAUCAGGCCGUGAUGUAUUCGGCCAGUGGAAGGGUGAUUUAGUCACUGGUGAAGGGUGGCGUGGUCUUCAGAAUUUUGGUCUGUCCCGAGGAUUUGUCGCCGCUGGAUAUGAUACACCAUAUGGCGCAUUUGCCCGAGCAUACCAAUUCAUGCGCAUACAACUUUGGACGCCAUCGUGUGCCAAUGUCGGCUGCCCUUCCGCUAUGCAGGAUGGUGCUGCUCGACUUCUACAAACACACCUCAGUAACCCAGAACUCGUUACAAAACUCACAGAUGAGCAAAAGAAAGUAUUCGAGAACGCUUUCGAUCAUCUAACUACACGAGAUCCACAGCGCGCCUGGACCAGUGGCCAGUGGAUGACUGAGCGAACAGGGGGCAGUGAUGUGUCGUUGACCGAAACAACAGCAGUGCACAUGCCAACUUCUGAGAUCCAACACGCCUCAAAAGAUGAAGAUAUACCAUUAGGACCAUGGAGUAUUAAUGGCUUCAAGUGGUUUUCGUCAGCAACGGACUCAAGAAUGACUGUCCUCCUUGCUCGAACAUCCCAGGGCGGGCUGUCAACCUUCAUGGCUCCCAUGUACAAACACGAUGCGAGUGCUACCACAGCCACAGGCCUUCCGAAAAGCAACGGAGAGCAACUUAACGGAGUUCGGAUCCAACGCCUCAAAAACAAGUCAGGCACACAAAGUCUCCCAACCGCUGAACUAGUCCUCCAGGACAUGCGAGCAUGGCUUGUAGGGCGAGAGGGUCGCGGUAUCCAAGAAAUCGCCACAAUUUUGACCUUGACUCGAGUUCACUCUUCGGUUGCUGCUGUGGGUUAUCUAGGACGAGGGCUUGCCAUUGCAAGAGCGUAUGCCCAAGUUCGUGAGGUUGGUGGUGGAAAGGGAACUCGAAUGAAGCUCACAGAGAGUUCAUUACACAUGAGAACCCUUUCAAAGAUAUCUUCCGAGUACCGUGGCCUGAUGCUUCUUACCAUCUUUACGUCAUAUGUCCUUGGCGUUUCGGAGCAUGACACAGCGUCAGACGCAAAUAUCUCGCCUGCGCUAGAGGCACUGACACCUUCUGCACAACAUGCUGCGCCAUUGAUUCGGGUCCUUACUCAGCUCACAAAAGCUUACGUUUGCAAAGCAUCGGCACAGCUACUUUUCUCUUGUAUGGAGGCGCUCGGUGGUGUUGGGUACCUUGCCAAUGAAGAGCAAGAGUACCUCAAUGUCGCCCGCCUCCAUCGUGAUUGUGCUGUACUGCCUAUCUGGGAGGGCACUACAGAUGUUUUGAGCACUGACUUCUUGAGGGCUAUUAAGCAUCCAAAGGCUGGCCAGGACACUCUGAACGCCCUUGAAGACUCUAUUAAGAAAGGUAUAGCAUUUCAAGGAAAUGUAUCUUGGCCUGAAGGCUUGAACCCUUUGGACGUUUGGAAGAGCCUGAGGCAGCGUAUUGAACGAGAAUCGUUGGCAGACUUAAUGGGAGAUGCUAGGGAAGUUCUCUGGGCUGUAGCAGAUUUACUGGUGUCUGUUCUGCUCUAUGUCGACGCUGGCAGUGACGGUGAUCAAGUAUCGCUGGACAUCUUCCAUCGAUUCUUGGAAGGGAGGAAUGUCACUACGAAGCGAGAAAAGGUCCCAGCUCGAGAACAGCUUGCGAAGGACUUCGCAGUUGUGUAUGGAGGCGCUAGAAACGAGGUCUUUGCCAAACUUUGA